UUGGUAUUUGUAAACUAUCUUGAAUAUGCCGCGUGCAACUAAAGGUGUUUUAAUUGAGUGUGAUCCAACUGUUAAACAGAUUAUUCUUAAUCUCGAUAAUCAAACACAUGAUAUUGUAUUAGAAGAUUUGGAUGAACGAUUACUUGUACAUUCUCAACAACUUGAUCGGAUACGUUUAGAAUUGGAUCGAGUUCUUGAGGAAAAUUCGUUUAAUUCACUUCCAGCUUUUUCAUAAGGUUAAUUUAUAUAUGAAAUGUCUUAUUUUUCAGUGGAAA
This is a messenger RNA of Pneumocystis carinii B80, 275 nucleotides long. RefSeq lists its product as hypothetical. Gene Ontology annotation, cellular component: transcription factor TFIIH holo complex; transcription factor TFIIH core complex. Gene Ontology annotation, biological process: nucleotide-excision repair; transcription initiation at RNA polymerase II promoter; transcription by RNA polymerase II. Lineage: Eukaryota; Fungi; Ascomycota; Pneumocystomycetes; Pneumocystales; Pneumocystaceae. The transcript is spliced from 4 exons. The record is from RefSeq and is a predicted model, not a curated record. Bases 26 to 235 code for a protein of 69 amino acids.